AGCCUGUUGGCUAUGGGGAGGUUUUCUUAAGAAGCACAACAAAGUGAUCAAACAUGGCCCUGGGCUGCUGUCUGCUGAAGAAUGCAGCUGUCUCAAACCUGGAUGCAGAAAGCAAACUGAGUGUCUACUAUCGCGCACCUUGGCAUCAGCAAAGAAACAUUUUCCUUCCUUCCACCAGACCAGCUUGUGUAGAAGAGCUGCAUCGCCAUGCAAAGCAGAAUUUGCGAGCCUUGAGGAAAGAGCAACGAAAUUGGGGUGAUAACAGAGAACAGAAAGUCCUGAGCCAAAUCUCCGUGGUGGCUCCUCCGUUUCCCUCUUUUCCUGUAACCUGCAGUCAGAAGAACAAAGAGACAAAGGACCGUCACUUGCUAAAAUUUUACAGCACCCGCUCACCCUCCCCCACUGAGUGUUGCCACAUGACCCCAUGGAGUAGAAAGUCCCACCUUCCGGAGGAAGAAGAUACAGAUGUCAUGUUAGGGCAGAGGCCGAAAAAUCCAAUACAUAAUAUCCCUUCUACACUGGAUAAGCAAACCAAUUGGAGCAAAGCCCUACCUCUCCCAACUCCAGAGGAGAAAAUGAAACGAGAUGCCCAAGUGAUUUCCUCUUGCAUUAUCCCCAUCAAUGUCACUGGAGUUGGUUUUGACAGAGAGGCUAGUAUACGCUGCUCUCUUGUUCACUCACAAUCCGUACUACAGAGGAGACGGAAAUUGAGAAGGAGGAAAACCAUCUCUGGCAUCCCCAGAAGAGUCCAACAAGAAAUAGAUUCUGACGAAUCACCAGUAGCAAGAGAACGGAAUGUGAUUGUGCAUGCAAAUCCAGACUUCUCUAAUAACAUCAACAGGAGAUCAGGUACCAGGGACUCUGAGUGCCAGACAGAAGAAAUCCUCAUUGCUGCCCCAUCCCGGAGAAGAAUCCGAGCUCAGAGGGGUCAGAGUGUAGUAGCCUCCCUGUCUCACUCAGCUGGCAACAUAUUGGUGCUGACAGACAACGGUGACACCAUGUUUACAUCAGUGAGCAACCGUGUCCGAUCAAGGAGUCUUCCUCGUGAAGGUGCUAGGGCCAAUGAAGUGGACCACAACACUGGUGCCAAAAUGUCAGCUUACGAUGCAGAACACUUUUUAGCAAGCCAAGAAAGAAUUUCCACAAACAGUAAAGAUGCCAUUAAUAGUCAGUGUUCUCAAGAACACCACCCCAUAGGUUUAUCUUGUUCUCAGCAUCUUCAUAGCCCAGAUCAUAACUCAAAUGAGAGGGGAAGGUCAAGGUUAUCAAGGAUGGCGGAUUCAGGAAGCUGUGAUAUUUCAUCAAAUUCCGACACCUUUGGAAGUCCCAUUCACUCUAUCUCCACAGCUGGGGUUCUUCUCAGCAGUCACAUGGACCAGAAAGAUGACCAUCAAUCAUCUAGUGGGAAUUGGAGUGGAAGCAGCUCAACGUGUCCUUCCCAGACGUCAGAAACUAUUCCACCUGCUGCUUCUCCCCCGCUGACUGGUUCUUCACACUGUGAUUCAGAAUUAUCACUGAACAUUGCCCCUAAUGCCAAUGAAGAUUCUAGUGUUUUCAUAACGGAACACUACAGUGAUCAGAUUGAUAAGAUUAGAGUCCACAGGGCAAGUUCUUUCACUUCCACUGUAGCUGAUCUACUUGAUGAUCCUAAUAACAGCAACACAAGUGACAGUGAAUGGAAUUACUUGCAUCAUCAUCAUGAUGCAUCCUGCCGUCAAGAUUUCAGCCCUGAACGCCCAAAGGCUGACAGCCUGGGAUGUCCAAGUUUUACAAGCAUGGCCACUUAUGAUAGUUUUAUAGAGAAGACCCCAUCUGACAAAGCAGAUACUAGCUCACACUUUUCGGUUGAUACUGAGGGCUACUAUACCUCCAUGCACUUUGACUGUGGUCUCAAGGGAACUAAAAGUUAUAUUUGUAACUAUGCAGCUGUGGGCUCUGAGAGUGGCCAGAAUGCAAGUGUUGCUUCCAGUCUCACUAACUGCGCCUGGCAGGAUUAUGUAAAUCAUAGGAGGCAAGGAAAACAGAGCAUUUCUCUAAAGAAACCAAAGGCAAAGCCAGCCCCACCAAAACGCAGUUCGUCUUUAAGGAAAUCUGACAGCAGUACAGAUCUUCCUGAGAAGAAAGAACCAAAGAUUAGCAGUGGGCAGCAGCACAUGGCUCACACUUCCAGGGAAAUGAAGCUGCCCCUCGAGUUUUCAAACACACCUUCAAGAGUGGAAAAUACUAAUCUGCCAAGCAAACAAGAACUAUCCUGGGAUAAUCAGGAUGAGAGCGGAUUAAAAGACCUUCCGUUUGACACCAUGGACAUCCCAUCAUUUAAAGAUGAAGGUGCUGAACAAUCUCACUAUGCAGAUCUCUGGCUUCUAAAUGACUUGAAAUCUAAUGAUCCUUAUAGGUCUUUAUCCAAUUCUAGCACUGCUACGGGUACUACGGUCAUAGAAUGCAUAAAGUCGCCAGAAAGUUCUGAAUCGCAAACAUCACAGUCUGGAUCAAGAGCCACCACUCCUUCCCUCCCUUCUGUUGAAAAUGAAUUUAAGUUGGCAUCCCCAGAAAAGUUGGCUGGGUUAGCUUCUCCGUCAAGCGGUUACUCCAGUCAAUCUGAAACGCCAACGUCAUCUUUUCCUACAGCUUUCUUUUCUGGACCCUUAUCCCCAGGGGGGAGUAAAAGAAAGCCAAAAGUACCAGAAAGGAAGUCUUCUUUACAACAGCCAUCUUCUAAAGAUGGCAACAUAUCUCUAAACAAAGAUCUAGAACUUCCAGUUAUACCUCCAACUCAUCUUGACCUAAGUGCUCUUCAUAAUGUCUUGGAUAAACCAUAUGCUCACAGACACCAACUACAUGCUUUUAAUAACAAUAAACCGAACAUAGUAGAAGAAGCACUGAACUCUAAUUCUCCACCAGCCCUUGCUAUUACACCUUCAGUUCUGAAAUCUGUACAUCUUCGUUCAAUUAAUAAGCCUGAAGAAGUGAAACAAAAAGACAAUAAAGACCUUCUCCACAUUCAAGGAAAUACUUUAAUGGUGACUGCCAUUUCUUCAGGUAAAAUUAAACCACAUGUAAGUAAGAUAUCACGCCAAUACUCCAUGGAAGAGGCCAUAGUGUCCUAUAUUAACGUUUCUCCAGUACAGAUAAGCCCUGAAGAAUUGCAAGCAGAAAGCAGUUUGACUUAUGAUGAAAAGAAUACCUGUCAAGAGACUCUAACCUCAUUAGACAUGGGUGCUCCAGCAGCUAAAUACAUAACAAAUCCAAUGCAUCCGGUUCGUGAGUUUUUACUAGAGAAUACAUUCAAUAAACCCUGUGGCAGUUCUGCUGAAUGGUUUCCACAAGGCACAGCAGUCCUUUCAAGCAAUUCUGAGGGGAGGAUGAUUACUUGUGGAUCAGAUCAGGAUAGGGGUCCUGACCCUGUGCAGCUUCAGCAAGAAUUACCUGCACACUGUGAACAAAAGUUGGAAUAUGAACCUCUAAAUGAAAAUAUACCCCAGUCUGACUCCUCAGCUUGGGGAGCAGAUAUUAGUUAUCAAUUAAAGCAUCAGCUUGAUCUAAACCAACAUGAUGAUAAAGUGCCUGGGAAUAUCAGCUACGAGUCAGAGAUCUCAACUGUAGAUUCACUCAGUGAAAAAUAUUCUGAGCAGGAAAAUGAUAUUGCGUCAGGUAUUCCAACCAAAAGUGCCUCAGAUGACAAUGACAGCAGAGCAGCUGAGACACAAGAGACUCCAGAUGAUGAUGUCUUAAAAGAAUUUUCUCUGAGUGAUGAUUCCAUAAUCUCGCCCUUAAGUGAAGAUUCUCAGGCUGAAGCAGAUGACGUUUUUGUCUCUCCAAAUAAACCUCGAACAACAGAAGAUCUUUUUGCAGUCAUUCACCGGUCAAAAAGGAAAGUGCUUGGAAGAAAGGAUUCUGGAGACGCUUCUGCGAGAAACAGAUUGAGAUCUUCAUCUAGUACUAGCAGUGUGUCUUCUGCCAGCAGCACAUCACCUGCAACUAAUGCUCCCCCCGCCACCAGUGUGGCAAGCCCAGCAAGCAGCCACAGGUCUCCUGGACUUAUUUACAGGAAUGCCAAAAAGUCCAACACAUCAAAUGAGGAAUUUAAACUGUUGCUCUUGAAAAAGGGCAGUCGGUCAGAUUCUAGCUAUAGGAUGUCAGCUACCGAGAUACUGAAGAGUCCUAUUUCGCCUAAAUCUCCUGGGGAACUAAUUGGAGAUACUCUUCAAAAUGCUGAUGAGUCUUCCCAAGCCUCAUCAAGUGCUGAGGCAUUAGCUCCUCUUUCUCCUUGCCCCCCCAGAAUAAAUGCUGAAGGGUUUUCUUCCAAAAGCUUUCCUACAUCAGCAUCGUCACGAGUAGGACGGUCUCGGGCACCCCCUGCAGCCAGCAGUAGCCGGUACAGUGUCCGCUGCAGACUGUACAACGCCCCGAUGCAAGCCAUUUCUGAAGGAGAGACUGAGAAUUCUGAUGGGAGCCCCCACGAUGAUCGAUCCUCUCAGAGUUCCACAUAGGCACAUAGGGAGGGGCCAGAGCACACAACUGACUGUGGGAACUCUGCAUUCACUUAGCCCAUGUGAAUAUAAAAGGCCAACGCUGUAGCAGGCAAAUACCAUGCAGGGCAAUAUUGAUGCUUGAAAAUGCUAAGGAUUGCUAAGAGACUGGAAGAAGAGAAGAUGAUCUGUAGCUAUUUAUUACUUCACAUUUUCUAUAAGUAUAAACAUAUACUAAAUGGUUAGCUUUGGUUAACUUUCAUUUCAUUUCUUUCAUGUUUCCUAUCAUCAGUGUAGGUUUGCAUUAUCCUGUUUUCAGAGUUCCCUCUCCCACUCCAAAGAGGCCAUCUAGGAUCAAAAACAUUACCUUCACUGUUGUGCUUCCCUAGGGAAAAAACAAAUAAUUGCUUGAGGAAUUGGUAUUUUUUUACACUAAGAUGAACUGAAACAAAAUUUAGAAGAAAUGAACAAAACAGAUGUACAUAUCCAUAUUUUUGAUAAAUAUUUGUAAAUAGAAUUAUUGGAGAGCAAAAAACGUGGUUGGGGACAAAUAACAGCCUUGUUGAAAGACAAAAAAAAGAUAAAGGUAAUGACUGUAUUCUGUGAAUACAAUUUUCUUACUAAACAUAAUUUACAUAUCUACCACAACCACUUCCAGUUAAACAAUUAAAGCCUCUAACAUGAAUUUUAACAAUUGAAUUAGAGGACAUCCUCUAUUAAUUACUAUCAAAUUUAAUAAUAUAUGAUUGCCUUUCAAAAAUGCUAUUCCAAACAAGCUAAUUUUGAAAUGCAGCUUGUAGCAAGAGGCUGAUUGAUGGGCACUACAAACUGUUUAUAUAAACCAGAUUUUCUGUUGUGGCUUCUCUCUCCUCCUCCUGCAAGAAACCUGAGAAGUGUAGUUAUGUGAACACGUGGGUGGUAUGCUGAGAACAGUGUCAGCCUAUUAAUCAAGUUAUUUCCCUUGUCUCUUUUAAGAAAGCCCUUUUGAACCUCCCUGAAGUGUGUGUGUUUCCACAAUCAUUGCCCCAGUUCCAGACAACCCUCUCUCUUUCUCUUGCCAUUCUCAUCUUGUUUACACAUGUGCGUUCUAAGAUAGCAUUCUGGUAUUCAUGGGUUUGCUUUCUAAAAGCAUCCCAUGAGCACCUACACUGCAGAAGUUGUAGCAAGUGUGCACUUUUCUUGAGCAAAUUCACAGGCUGGAUUCCAGAUUCUUAUCUGGUGAUCUUCUCAGAUAUUGCUGCAGUAAAUAUUGGUGGUUAAUAAUAAUAUGCACUAAACCUGUAGAUUCUACAUAGGCUUAUAAACAGGGGAAAACAUUUUUAAAAGCUGGAGAAAAGGGAGGAUGCAGAAAUUACAACCAUCUCAAUAGUCAUAGGCUAACUUAGGUAGAUGACUCUUGAGAAAAGAUUUAAAACAAGGAAAGAGAAAUAAUUAACUUAAUAUUACAUGACAACGAAUUCCAUAAAUAAAGAGCAAUAAAGGAAAAAUCAUGAAAACACAAAACAGAAGGAAAAAUAUGAGGUUUAAUAUGCAACAAAGAGCAAGCAAAACAAAGUUAGAAUAAAUAUUUAGAAAUAAAAAUGAAUGGCAAAGCCUAGAGAAAGAAUUCAUUUAAAAAUAAAACAUUUCAAACUGGAUGUGAACUGGGAAAGGAAAACUACUGCAAAGCGCUCAAAAGAAGAGAGUUAUGACCACAGAAAAUAAGAUGGGCAGCAAAAUGUAAGACAAAACAAGAUGGAUUUGAUGUGUUCCUUUCCCAGGGAAGAAUAAUUAAUAGAACAUUAUGAUAAUCCAAAUGAGACAAAAUGAGAACUAGCCAAAGUGUAGGAGAAUCAAUGAAAAAGAACAAAUUCUAGCAAUAUAUAACUGAAAACAACAGGAUUUAACUACUGACAACAUAUGAAGAGAAAAAGAAUAAAAAGUUGCAUCAGGAUCUCUAGCUCGAGAAACACAAAAACGUAACACAGAAGAGGAAUUCAGAGGAAAUAAUAAAUCCCCACAUAAUGUUUAGGUACUCACCAUAAAGGAAAACUGGAAGUUGGCUCAAAUACUGUGAGCCAGUGGAAAAGGGACCAUAUCAUCAUCUGUACAUUGUUUGGCACAAGGUUGGCACUAACUAAAAGUGAAAAAGCAGUAGUAGAAUAUCACAGCCUUUUCUUCCAUUUUCAUUAACAUAAACCACAAUCCUAUCCUUACUUACUAAGUCCCAUUAAAAUCAGACAGUCUUAUUUUUUAGUAAAGCUGUUUAAGGCUAUACUGCUGGGCUGCAAUCCUAAGUACACUGACCAGGUAAAUCCCACUGAACUCAGUGAGAUCUUCUUCUGAAUAGACAUGUAUAGGAUUGGGUUUAUGAAUACUUUCCAUAUCUCCAGUUCCUUAUUCAGUUAUUAAUGUCAAGCAGUACGUGGCAGAAAGUAUCAUGGACGUCUGCAAGAAUUUUUAGGGGGGGACACACAAAGUAUAUAAAUAUAUAACUAGUAUCAGGAAACAUGUCUAUCAUUUCUAAUAGAUCUGAUGACUGAGCCUGGGCACCAGGUCCAUGGAGUUGGGUCGCUCCGGCCUUUGGCUUCUACCCUUCCGUUGUUUCUCAAUGGGUAGGCGUGGUGUUCAAGAUGGCAUCUUUCCACCCAUGGCUGAAACAAUCCAUUCUUUCCUAUUUCCUCCCCCUCCAUCCCUUAUUUAAUUACUCUGCUGCUACAAUAAACUUCACCACCACCAUCGUCCUCUACAUUUCCCUUUAAAAAAUCCACUUUGCCCUGGGAUUAGACAAGAACACUGGACUCAACUGCAGGGUUGUCAUAUACACUAUUCUAAAUCUCUCCCCCAUACAAAGCAAAAGGGGCAUAUAACAACCCUGGGCUAAUUUGUAGAGUUGACAUAACUCACCCACUCUUGGCCACAGUUCCACACCCCUCUAAUAUGAGUAUUAGCAGGUAAUUCUUUGUUUACAAAUGUGGGGGGGGGGAAUACUUUUUUCUUUUCUUUUUACUAUGAAAUAAAAUACAAGUUAGAAAUAUCAUGAACUUCUUUCUUUGCUGCUAUCUUUUGUUUUUGGGUAGACACAGUAAUGCCAACUGAAAUGACACUAAAAUCCUGGAUUUCAGUGUUGUUUUCUAAGGGGCAACAAGUCCUUCACCAUCAGGGAAGACAACAUAAAUGGCUGAAAAAUUAAGGCAGGAUUUACUUCUCCAGACAAUGAGUGUGUCAAUCAUUGCUAUAACUUCAUCAAUACGCUAAACAGACUGAAAGGCAAGAGCAGCUUAGUUUCCCACAAACAAGCUGGCAGAAUAGUACUUGCAGAUUUUGCCUCUAAUCUAUGGUUUUGCAAGGGCUCUGAGCAACAUGGUUCAUCCAGGGAGAAGGGAUCAACUGCACACACACAAAUGUGUAUGGGAGGUAUUGAACUUAAAUCAUGAGACCUGUAUUAUGGUUUCUGCCUAUCUAUUACGUACUCAGCAGUUCAACCUAUCUCACAAGGCUGUGGUUAGGAUAAAAUUGGAUGGUCCAUGUAUGUUGUUCUGAACUUCUUGGAAGAAAGGUAUGCUGGCUACAAAGGAGAUUAAGUAGAUGCUGUGUAAUUAGCAUUCCUCUCAAGCGCAGACUAUGAAAGACUAAGCAAAAUCCAUCUCUUUUUAACAACCGCAGUAAUGAAUACACAGGAUUCCUAGUGCUAAAACAUGUUCAUCAUCCUGAUGAGCCCAUAGAGAUUCUCAGCCCCGACACACAACUACAAGUCCCAGGGUUCCUUGGAGAAGCCAGGUCCAUUCAACAGAUUUAAAACUAAUUUAAGUUUGUAGUGCCACUGUAACUAAAAUAAUCGUUGUUUGGAAUGAAAAGCACACUUUUAAUAGGACCCCCCUUCCAAGGUAAAAUCUUGACUGUCAGGCUUUUCUGUGAUGUUUGGGACUUAAUUUGGACAAAGACUGUAAAGAGGGGACAAGUACAAGGAAACGGUACUUAUUUUCAUAUUAUUAUUAUUAUUAUUAUUAAUUACUACUACUACUACUACUACUACUAGGCUGUUGGGAGACCUAGUCAUAACCUGGUAAAUAAAAUUUUGAAACAGGAUUAGUUUCAUGUUCAUGAAGUAAAUAACUAUUAAGCAUGCAACAAAUGCUGUUGAUUCUUCAAUAAAAUUGUGUAACAACCUUUCAGUGAAGCUUUGUGUGGACAAUAUUCAUGCUACCUAAAUAUUUAGAGAAAUGACACUGUGAAAAAAAAAGCUGAGAAAUAGAUGUAUGUAUGCAUUCUUUAUAUAGCUUACUUAAAAUGGAACGGGGAAGCUUUCUGGUUCAUUUUGCCAGCCACAUACAGCUCAGUUUCUUUCUCUGCUGGUUUUACCAGAAAUGCUUAGCAGGGUGGAAAUCUAUAUUGGGUGGGAUGAAAAAGGAAUCAGAGCAAAUAUUUUGAAUAAAUGAAGGCAGGGAAUCAAAAGCUGGAUUACUUGAAGUUACUUGAAUUUUCUUGUCUGAAAACUAAAAGCAAAACCAAGCUGAUAUAAGAUCAAACUAUAAUUGGUUUUUAAAAAAACAACGUCCUUAUAUGCAGAAAAUGACAUCACUAUUUUUAGAAUAGAAUGUUUUCCAUAGAUAGAUCAGUUUUCCAACCGCAACAUACUCUAAAAUCAAAUAGACAUUCAAUCCGUUUUCUAAAAUGCAGCACACUAAUAUAAACUGCAGAAAUAUUUAACUGCAGAAUACAAAUGAAAGAAGAUUUUAUGCAGAGAGAAAUUUUGAGAAGGAAUGUGGCAUGUAGUACAAAUUGAGCAGAAUGGCUGAAUUAAGUUGGUAGUCACUAGUAGGACUAUGAGUAAGUUGGCUUUAAGCAGAAGUAAAUUUUAAUAGGAAUCUAGGAGGAAUGAAAAGCAGGGGGAGGAUUGCCCUUUUUUGGCUCAUGAUGGUAAGUUUAAAGAUAAAUUUAUAUAUUCUUUGAAAUUCAAAUGAUUGAGUGAAUAAUUACACUUAAAAUUAGUUUUGAGUGUAAAAACUAAUUUCUAUCAGGAGCUUAGAAAUACACUUUUGUAUGUUUUCUUACAAUCCUCCAGUAUGGUAAGAGAUGGAUGGUCAGAAUGUGUGUAGAAAGAGUAGCGAGAACAUGAGAUUAUUUGCCCAAUUUUAAGAUUUGCCAUGCUGGCAAAUAUAUUUAGGAUGAGCCAUCUGCACUGCUGAGCCAGUAUGUGUCAACACAAACUAUGACAAUGUUGUGGCAACAUGCACGUUGGGGCAAACAACUUAGGAUCUGGAUGCCUGGCAGCAAAGGAUUUUGAAACUUAAAUGCUUGGAUGAGGUGCAAAAGAAAGGAGUUAGUAUUAGAAGUAAGCCUUAUGAAUUGUAGCUAAUAGGCAAGUUCUAAAAAGUGGUUGAAAAAGCAAGUGAAAUGGAAUGCAUUAGUGAGUUAACAAGAUCCAUGUAGCUUUAAAAAAAGAACCAGUCUCAUAAACUUGAUAUGGGAGGCACAUGUGCCAUCUGAGAUCACUUUUGUUAAGGUUACUGCCAGUAAUACUUAAAGCCUGACUAUGCCUCUUGAUGCUAAGAAUUGGGGGUACCAACAAUGACAUUGCUUUAUUGUUACAGGCAGUACUAUUCACAUUUAAAUCAGGGUGCCAAAUCUAUUUACUAGAAGUGCUAUAUGUGCUUUAUAGUAAAACUGUAGUAGAAAACAGCUACAUUGGUUUCUCCAAGAUGUCGGUCUUGUAGAUGCCAUCCAGUCCACGUAAGCAGAUUCCUCCAUUUAAUGAUUUUGCAUUGAUACCACUGAUAGCUAUAUAUAUAUAUAUAUAAAAACCAUGCAACUUGAAUUAGAAGGCAGUGAAACACCUUCUAUGUAAUGCUCACAAAACUAUCAUAAAUACUUAUUUUGUUUACUCAAAAAUCUAUGACAAAGUGUUUCUAUUUUGUAUUUAUCAGAUUAAAGCCCAAAUUAAGAUGGAUUAUGAAUCCACUUAAAAGAAAUUAUAUACAUAAAUAAACCCUGAUUAAGCAAUCUGCUGUAGGCAUAUAGAGUUCUGCUGUCCACAAGGGUGCCCCCAUUCAAACUGGGGAGGGGGCACAAUUUAGCAUACAGUGUUUCCCCAUCACUCAACUUAAUGGCAGCAACCUACACACAUAGGAGUCCUUGUGGGUGUAAGUACACAGAGCUUUGUAUCAGGGUAAUAAAUUUUGGGGAUGAAAACAACCUAAGGCUGAAAUCCUAUGCACAUUUUCCUGGGAGGAGGUCCCAUUGAAUACAGUGGGACCUACUUACACAUAAAUAUGCAUAGGGUUGCACUGCACAAGUAGUAUGUCUUCAGAGCCCUCAAGACAGAAAUUAAUUAAUAUCUCAUCUUGAAACAGGGUAUAAAUUUAAAAACAUAACUAACUUGUGAACCAUUCAUCUGACUCGCACUUCUGUUGUUUGCACUGAUGUUACAAGAAGUUUUGAAGUUAUGCAGCUGUUUGUUUUCUUCUAAUAACAUUUUUUCUUUUCUUUUUUAUUAUUGUGGCAACAUAGAGAAUAUGGUUUAGCUGCAGAAAAUGAAGCAUAUGUUUGCAUUUGCCAAAGGUCACUGAUAGAGUGCAUUUGCUGCAAUUGUGGCAGCUUUAGAGAAAUACUGUAGGUUAUGACUUAAAAGUUUAAAAACCAAUUAAGAAGGUUACAGUGUAACUAUUUUGGUACUAGCACCAGUUCAUGCUGGCAGAAGAGACAAUGGUUUAUGGACUUGCAUCCAUUUUGUAUUUUUGUAAUAUUUGUAAAUAUGAACUUUUUAAAUUGUUGCAAAGAUGGUUUCUUUUGUAAAAAUGUUUUCAAAGUUUACAUUAAAUCCAAGCCUUUGUAUAUUUUAGAGCUGUGCAACACUUUAAGUCUUGUAUUUAUUUUUAGUAAAAACAGUGAGUUUCAUUGUGAACCCCCUCUCUAAAACGUGUCGGAAAAGUUUGAUUAUCUAGGAAGUGUGUAUAGAAACUGCAAAUAAACGUGACUGCAAUUAAACUGCUCAAUUCU
Elgaria multicarinata webbii is the source of this 11447-nucleotide messenger RNA. RefSeq names its product NHS actin remodeling regulator (gene NHS). The record is from RefSeq and is a predicted model, not a curated record. The coding region runs from base 54 to 4490 and encodes 1478 amino acids. Gene Ontology annotation, biological process: lens development in camera-type eye; cell differentiation. The transcript has 9 exons. NCBI's taxonomy places the organism in Eukaryota, Metazoa, Chordata, Lepidosauria, Squamata, Anguidae.